Molecule: messenger RNA, 4747 nt
Organism: Macaca mulatta (Rhesus monkey)
Lineage: Eukaryota; Metazoa; Chordata; Mammalia; Primates; Cercopithecidae
Gene: CIZ1
Product: CDKN1A interacting zinc finger protein 1
Cellular component (GO): nucleus
Molecular function (GO): nucleic acid binding; zinc ion binding
Source: RefSeq, a predicted model, not a curated record
CCAUAUUUGGGCCUUACGAGCCCACAGGCCCCGGAGAAGCCGCGGGGAGGCCGGGAGCCCGCGGGCCGGAGCCGCCCGGCCGGAGUGUGGGCGCUGGGCGGCCGGCCCACCCGUGGGGGCGACUUGAGCGUUGAGGGCGCGCGGGGAGGCGAGCCAUCAUGUUCAACCAGCAGCAGCAGCAGCAGCUCCAGCAGUUACAGCAGCAGCAGCUCCAGCAGCAGCAAUUGCAGCAGCAGCAGUUACUGCAGCUCCAGCAGCUGCUCCAGCAGUCCCCACCACAGGCCCCGUUGCCCAUGACUGUAAGCCGGGGCCUCCCCGCACAGCAGCCACAGCAGCCGCUUCUGAAUCUCCAGGGCACCAACUCAGCCUCCCUCCUCAACGGCUCCAUGCUGCAGAGAGCUUUGCUUUUACAGCAGUUGCAAGGACUGGACCAGUUUGCAAUGCCACCAGCCACGUAUGACACUGCCGGUCUCACCAUGCCCACGGCAACACUGGGUAACCUCCGAGGCUACGGCAUGGCAUCCCCAGGCCUCGCAGCCCCCAGCCUGACAACCCCCAGCCUCACACCCCCCCAACUGGCCACUCCAAAUUUGCAACAGUUCUUUCCCCAGGCCACUCGCCAGUCCUUGCUGGGACCUCCUCCUGUUGGGGUCCCCAUGAACCCCUCCCAGUUCAACCUUUCAGGACGGAACCCCCAGAAACAGGCCCGGACCUCCUCCUCUACCACCCCCAAUCGAAAGGAUUCUUCUUCUCAGACAAUGCCUGUGGAAGACAAGUCAGACCCCCCAGAGGGGUCUGAGGAAGCCGCAGAGCCCGGGAUGGACACAUCAGAAGACCAAGAUUUACCACCCUGCCCAGAGGACAUCGGCAAGGAAAAAUGCACUGCAGCACCUGAGCCUGAGCCUUGCGAGGUGUCCGAGCCGCCAGCCAAGAGGUUGAGGAGCUCAGAAGAACCCACAGAGAAGGAACCUCCAGGGCAGCUACAGGCGAAGGCCCAGCCACAGGCCCGGAUGACAGUACCGAAACAGACACAGACACCAGACCUGCUGCCUGAGCCCCUGGAAGCCCAAGUGCUGCCACGAUUCCAGCCACGGGUCCUGCAGAUCCAGGCCCAGGUGCAGUCACAGACUCAGCCACGGAUACCACCCACAGACGCCCAGGUGCAGCCAAAGCUGCAGAAGCAGGCACAAACACAGACCUCUCCCGAGCACUUAGUGCUGCAACAGAAGCAGGUGCAGCCACAGCUGCAGCAGGAGGCAGAGCCACAGAAGCAGAUGCAGCCACAGGUACAGCCACAGGCACAUUCACAGGCCCCAAGGCAGGUGCAGCUGCAGCAGGAGGCAGAGCUGCAGAAGCGGCUGCAGCCCCAGGCACGUUCACAGCCCCCAAGGCAGGUGCACCUGCAGCUGCAGAAGCAGGCCCAGACACAGACGUAUCCACAGGUCCACACACAAGCACAGCCAAGGGUCCAGCCGCAGGAGCAGCCUCCAGCGCAGGUGCCAGUACAGCCACCAGAGCAAACCCAUGAGCAGCCUCAGACCCAGCCACAGGUGUCGGUGCUGGCUCCAGAGCAAACACCGGUUGUGGUUGAUGUCUGCGGGUUGGAGAUGCCACCUGAUGCAGUAGAAGCUGGUGGAGGCAUGGAAAAGACCUUGCCGGAGCCUGUGGGCACCCAAGUCAGCAUGGAAGAGAUCCAGAAGGAGUCGGCCAGUGGCCUAGAUGUGGGAGAAUGUGAAAACAGAACAAGAGAGAUGCCAGGGGUAUGGGGCGCUGGGGGCUCCCUGAAGGUCACCAUUCUGCAGAGCAGUGACAGCCGGGCCUUUAGCACUGUACCCCUGACACCUGUGCCCCGCCCCAGUGACUCUGCCUCCUCCACCCCUGCAGCUACCAGCACUCCCUCAAAGCAGGCCCUCCAGUUCUUCUGCUACAUCUGCAAGGCCAGCUGCUCCAGCCAGCAGGAGUUCCAGGACCACAUGUCGGAGCCUCAGCACCAGCAGCGGCUAGGGGAGAUCCAGCACAUGAGCCAAGCCUGCCUCCUGUCCCUGCUGCCCAUGCCCCGGGAUGUCCUGGAGACAGAGGAUGAGGAGCCUCCACCAAGGCGCUGGUGUAACACCUGCCAGCUCUACUACGUGGGGGACCUGAUCCAACACCGAAGGACACAGGACCACAAGAUCGCCAAACAAUCCUUGCGACCGUUCUGCACCGUUUGCAACCGCUACUUCAAAACCCCUCGCAAGUUUGUGGAGCACGUGAAGUCCCAGGGUCAUAAGGACAAAGCCAAGGAGCUGAAGUCGCUUGAGAAGGAGAUUGCUGGCCAAGAUGAGGACCACUUCAUUACAGUGGACGCUGUGGGUUGCUUUGAGGGUGAUGAAGAGGAAGAGGAUGAUGAGGAUGAAGAAGAGAUCGAGGUUGAGGAGGAACUCUGCAAGCAGAUGAGGUCCAGAGAUAUAUCCAGAGAAGAGUGGAAGGGCUCGGAGACCUACAGCCCCAAUACUGCAUAUGGUGUGGACUUCCUGGUACCCGUGAUGGGCUACGUCUGCCGCAUCUGCCACAAGUUCUAUCACAGCAACUCAGGGGCACAGCUCUCCCACUGCAAGUCCUUGGGCCACUUUGAGAACCUGCAGAAAUACAAGGCGGCCAAGAACCCCAGCCCCACCACCCGACCUGUGAGCCGCCGGUGCGCAAUCAACGCCCGGAACGCUUUGACAGCCCUGUUCACCUCCGGCGGCCGCCCACCCUCCCAGCCCAACACCCAGGACAAAACACCCAGCAAGGCCCUUUGAACAUGCUGCUGUCUCUGCCUGGAAUGUGCUGGGUCCUCCCAUCUUCCUUCCCUCCUCUCCUCCUGGAUGAGUCCCACUCAUCCUUCAAGUCUCAGUAUGGAUGUCACCACCGGGAGCCCACCCAAUGCCCCAGACUGGAUCAGGCCUCUAUGCUGAGCCCCUAGCCCUCCUCAGCCCUCCACGACCCUCUCCAGGAUUGACUGCUGUGCUUAUCUGAGUGCUGUUCUGUUUCCCCAUGAAAGCUGAAUGGUCCUGUGUUCGCUGCUGGCUCCCUGGCACCCUCACAGUUUUGCAAUAAGCAUUUGUUGAAUGACUGAGUGAGUGAAUGAAUGAAGCCUCUGACUUUCCAGCCUCUCCGCCAUUGCUCAACUAUCCCUGCAACCUAGAAUGCCUCAACCACAACAGCCCAUCAAGGACCAGCUCAAAAUGCCUCCUCCAAGAAGUCUUCCCUGAUCUCCACUAGAAACCAUCACUCCCUCCCCUCCACGGCCACUCCAGAGCUGCCUUGCUCAGCAACACAGUGUCCCUGAGGACUCAAGGUCUGGGCCUGUGCCCACUGCGGGACCCAGUUCUGAGCCAGCCCAUGACUCAGAUACACUCAGCUGCCAGCUUGAGACCAAGAGGGAAGCAGCCAGUGGAGGAGCUGGAGGAGCCUAUCUGGGUUAUGGGUGCACUUGUGCCUGUGUUCUGGGAAAGGGCACCCAUUCCCAGCCACCCUCACAGAGGACAGAGUCCUGGGAAAUUGGCUGCAUCUUAAAGUCCAACCCCCUCGUGGUAUAUAGCUAGGGAAACCAAGGCCUCCGAAGGAACCUGCCCAGGAUCCUCCAGGUUGGUAACAGAGUUGAAACUCAGGAUUGGACUUGGAGGUCAGGGGCACUUGGGUUUGAAUUCCAGCUCUGCUUUACCCCAGCAAGUUGUUGCACCUUUCUGGAAAAAAGGGAAAACUGGGUGGUCGUGAGGAUUCAAACAUAUCAAGAGUUCAGACAGUGGCCAGCGUGGUGGCUCACGCCUGUAAUCCCAGCAUUUUGGGAAGCCAAGGCGGGUGGAUUACCUGAGGUCAGGAGUUCGAGACCAGCCUGGCCAACAUGGUGAAACACUGUCUCUACUAAAAAUAUAUAAAAAUCCUGUAAUCCCAGCACUUUGGGAGGCCAAAACGGGCAGAUCACGAGGUCAAGAGAUCGAGACCAUCCUGGCUAACACGGUGAAACCCCGUCUCUACUAAAAAAUACAAAAAGCUAGCCAGGCAAGGUGGCGGGUGCCUGUAGUCCCAGCUACUCGGGAGGCUGAGGCAGGAGAGUGGCGUAAACCCAGGAGGCAGAGCUUGCAGUGAGCUGAGAUCCGGCCACUGCAUUCCAGCCUGGGCGACAGAGCGAGACUCCGUCUCAAAAAAAAAAAAAAAAAAAAAAAUAGCCAGGCGUGGUGGUCACUUAUAGUCCCAGCUACUUGGGAGGCUGAGACAUGAAAAUCGCUUGAACCCAGAAGGCAGAGGUUGCAGUGAGCCAGGAUCAUGCACUGUACUCCAGCCUGGGCAACAGAACAAGACUCCAACUCAAAAAAAAAGAGUUCAGACAGGAUCUGGCCACAGCAAGUACUUAGUGGAUGAUCAUUAUUAUCAAUAUUUUGAAUUCUGUGUCCUGGGAUACAGGCUGGGAGGAGGAAUUGGGGAGGCAGGUGCCCCACACCCCUCCAGGCCAGGCUUUAUCUGUGUCAAGGGUACUUCCCAGUUCCAAGCCUUUGCUUCUGCCUGGGACACCACUGUCCUAAGUCCUGUCUGCCAGCAUCCACUCAAUGUGACCUCCUGGGAAGCUCUUCCUGAUGCUCCCAACAGCAUUGCCCAAUGCAAACCUACCUAAAACUAUUGUGGUGAUGGAUGCACAGCCCUGGGAAUACACAAAAGCCCACUGAACUGUACAGUUUAAAUGGGUAAGUUGUAUAGCUCAAUAAAGCUGUUACCCCAAACAAAA